This is a messenger RNA of Penicillium atrosanguineum, 2583 nucleotides long. RefSeq names its product SET and WW domain protein (gene set2). Bases 1 to 2583 code for a protein of 860 amino acids. Gene Ontology annotation, molecular function: protein binding; histone H3K36 methyltransferase activity. NCBI's taxonomy places the organism in Eukaryota, Fungi, Ascomycota, Eurotiomycetes, Eurotiales, Aspergillaceae. Gene Ontology annotation, cellular component: nucleus; chromosome; chromatin. Gene Ontology annotation, biological process: regulation of DNA-templated transcription. The record is from RefSeq and is a predicted model, not a curated record. The transcript has 5 exons.
AUGUCUGCCCAUGGCAGCGCGGACUCGCAUGACCCCGAGGCAGCUCUGCAUUCUCCGCAACCCCCCGACACCGAUACAGGCAUGAAGGAAGAACAGGAGACUAUUGGCGGAGAAAUUGUCGUCAAGCAGGAGCCGGGACAGCCGCCAAAACUCUCGCGCAGCUCGUCUCAAAAGGUCGUGUCUCGUCCGCCGCAGCUAUGGUCUCACUUGCCAGACAGCACUGCCGACGCGCUGGCCUCCUUCGAACAAAUCGAGGCUUGCUGGUAUGCUAACAAAUACAUGGGCUACACCGAGCAUGCCAUGGAGUGUGAUUGCACUGACGAGUGGGACAUGCACACCGAACAGAAUCCGGCAUGUGGCGAGGACUCCGAUUGCAUCAACCGCGCGACCAAAAUCGAGUGCGUGGGCGACUGCGGCUGUGGUCAAAACUGUCAGAAUCAGCGGUUCCAGAAGAAACAAUACGCGAAGGUCUCGGUCAUCAAAACGGAUAAAAAAGGAUUCGGACUCCGGGCGGAAACGAAUCUCGACCCCCACCAGUUGAUCUUCGAGUACGUGGGAGAGGUGAUCGGAGAGCAACAGUUCCGGCGUCGGACGAGACAGUACGACGAAGAGGGCAUCAAACACUUUUAUUUCAUGUCCCUGAACAAGGGCGAGUUCGUAGAUGCGACGAGGCGAGGCAAUCUGGGUCGAUUCUGCAACCACUCCUGCAAUCCCAAUUGCUAUGUCGAUAAAUGGGUCGUGGGCGAGAAGUUGCGUAUGGGAAUUUUCGCUGAGCGGGCGGUCCAAGCGGGCGAAGAGCUCGUCUUCAACUACAAUGUGGAUCGGUACGGUGCGGAUCCCCAACCUUGCUACUGCGGGGAGCCCAACUGCACAGGUUUCAUUGGCGGACGCACCCAGACUGAGCGUGCUACCAAGCUUUCGAACGCGACAAUCGAGGCUCUCGGUAUUGAUGAUUCUGAAAGCUGGGAUACGGUGGUGGCGCGUCGCCCCAAGAAGAAGAAGACCGAGGAAGACGACGAGGAGUAUGUGGACAGCGUGCAGGCCAAGUCCCUGGAUGAAGAUGGCGUGACCAAGGUCAUGGCCGCUCUCAUGCAGUGUCAGGAGAAGUGGAUUGCCGUCAAGCUUCUGGGUCGUAUUCAGCGCUGUGAGGAUGAACGGGUCCGGAAUCGUGUCGUGAAGAUGCACGGUUACCAAAUCCUGAACUCCCAACUCGCAAUGUGGAAGGAAGAUCAGAACGUGAUGCUGCAGAUCCUGGACAUCCUGGAUAAGUUUCCACGGCUCACACGCAACAAGAUCAAUGACUCCAAGAUUGAGUCGAAGAUUCAGCCUCUGACCACCAGCGAGGAUGAACGUGUGGCAAAGAAGGCAAUUGUCUUGCUGGAGAGCUGGGCCAACUUGGAGCUGGGAUAUCGCAUCCCGCGCAUGAAGCCUGGUGACCAGCCCAAGCAGCACAACCCCUUCGAGCGUCGCGAUCCUGGACGCGAACGUCAACGCACAGCCACCCGUUCGCCUUCUCCUACAUAUGAAGCCCCGCGUGGACCAUCUCAACAGCGGUCUCGCAACCGCCAACAACAAAAUCAGCGGGACCGACAACAAAACCGGCGUGGGCGUCAACAACAGCCUUUGCCGCCGGGAUGGUUCCCCGCAGAUGCUAAUGGUAGAACCUACUACUACACGGCCAAGGGUGACACCACAUGGGACAGACCGACUGCCCCUGCAACACCCGUUGAGCCUCAGGUCCCGAAGAAGAUCAAGGGCUUGCAAGACAUUAUCGACGGUAUCAUCAAUGCGAGUGCGCAAGAAAAGACCCCAUCUGAGCAAAAGACCGAGACACCUGAUACACCCCAACCGUCGGAACAGCCAGAGAAGAAAAAACAGGAGGGUGACUGGUGGAAGAAGCUCUCCAUUGAGAAGCAGAUGAAGGUCUAUGAGAAUACUUUAUUCCCUCACAUCAAGUCGGUCAGUGACCAAUACAGGCACAAAAUCCCGAAGGACCAUCUCAAGCGGUUCGCCAAAGACACCUCCAAAAAGCUCGUCGAUGGCGACUACAAAAAGAAGCGUGUAACCGAUCCCACCGCCCCAAUCAGCGAGAAACACCAACAUACGGUGAAGAGCUACUGCAAAUCCUUCUUUGACAAGGCCGCCGCCAAGCAGAAGGAACGCGAGAAGCAAAAGGCUGCAAAGCAGGCGUCCAAGACCAACGGCAACCCAGCCAACCCGCCUGAAGACGUCAAAAUGUCCGACGACGAAGCCGACGCCGAGCCAACCUCGACCCCACUGGAGGAGGACGCAACCCUCAAACGCAAGCGUGAAGAAGAACAACUCCACCCCUCCGGUGACGGCUCCAACUCCCCGAUGAAACGACAAAAGUCCACACCUCCCCCUCCGCCACCACCACCGCCGGACUCCGGCGACUCCGAGUCCAGAGAACUAGAGGCCGACGAUCUCACCCCUCCACCUGCACCACCUCCUCCGGAGUCACCAGGCUCCGCCAACAUGAAGCCGGAUCAGUCCCAGUCCCAGUCCCAGUCCCAGCCCCCGUCCCAGUCACCAUCUCAGAUGGAGAUAGAGAACGAAGUCUAG